GUCGAGUGUCCCUUGGGAAAGGAGGACAAUUUCCGUCGUCGUCGAUGGCUCAUAUUCAUGUCUUUGUUAGGGCAAAAGUUCCUCCGCCAUGCCGCAGCUUGCAUGGCAUGGAUAGGAGAAAAGUUCGAGAUGUGGCUUAACCUCGUAUCUUCUAACCGCAGCAUCUUUAUCCUCUUCCGUAAUUUCUUACGAGGCAAUGUGGUGAAGCCUCAUUCUGAAUCGGAAAAUUUUCUGUCGUUCGUGGGGCACGUAGACAGGCGUGUCGAUUUGGACAAGAACAUAAAACCUGAAGACAGCAGGUACCAUGAGGCACUCGCUGUAAUGGCUGCUAAAGUUUCCUACGAAAACGAGGCCUUCGUAAAAAAAACCGUUAGAGAUUGCUGGAAGAUGGAAUUACUUGGGUAUUACAACUUCUGGAAUGAUUAUCAAAGAAAGAAAACCACAGAAGGCUUCAUGUUCUAUGAUCAAGAGUCUGAUACAGUGGUUGUUGCCUUCAGAGGUACUGAAGUCUUUGAUGCCGAUGCGUGGAGCACCGAUGUUGAUAUCUCCUGGUACGAACUCCCACAAAUGGGAAAGAUCCACGGCGGAUUUAUGAAAGCCCUAGGGCUAGUGAUGAGCCAGGGUUGGCCGAGGAAUUAUGAACAGAACGACGAUCAUCCACUGGCUUACUACACCAUUAGAGAGAAGCUGAAAGAAGUUUUGACGCGAAACAAUGAGACGAAGUUUAUCAUGGCUGGUCACAGCCUUGGUGGGGCAUUGGCGGUGUUGUUUCCGGCAGUUCUAGCGUUGCACGAGGAAACAUCAUUAUUGCAGCGAUUGAAAGGAAUUUACACGUUUGGACAGCCUAGGGUUGGAAACGAAGACUUCAAGAGUUUCAUGGAAAAUCAAAUAGAUAGACAUGGGUUUAAGUACUUGAGAUUUGUCUAUUGCAACGAUAUUGUUCCUAGAUUGCCUACUGAUGAUGACUCAACCUUUUUAUUCAAGCACUUUGGAACUUGCCUUUAUUAUGAUAGCUUCUACAAAGCGAAGGUAGUUCCAGAAGAACCGCAGAAGAAUUACAUAUCCCUAUUAUUAGGGAUACCGAGGUUGCUGAAUGCAUUUUGGGAGCUAAUAAGGGGCUUUAUUCUGCAAUACAUCAGGGGCCCAGAUUAUAGAGAAGGCUGGUUGCUGAUCCUGGUGAGAUUUGUUGGACUCGCUCUUCCGGGUUUAGCAGCCCACAAUCCACAGGAUUAUGUCAAUGCAACUCGACUUGGACGUUCUGGCAUUUGCAAGCGACCCAAGGAUAACUCCACAUCCUGAAAUUAAUUUGAAGUCCAUUAAUUGCAAAGAAUCAAUGACCAUACAGACC
Molecule: messenger RNA, 1348 nt
Organism: Rubroshorea leprosula
Lineage: Eukaryota; Viridiplantae; Streptophyta; Magnoliopsida; Malvales; Dipterocarpaceae
Source: the annotation of a GenBank genome assembly